GCAUGACGAGCGCUUGUACCGCAAACAUCGCUGGUGGAUGCCUGCACGGACUUGUCACUUAGCCCCGACAUCGUCGAACAUACCUUUCCUCUGCCAGCGCGGUGAAUCAUCCUACGCUAUUCUGAAGUUGAAGUAGGCACUUCUGGCUGUCCACUGUUAACUUGAAAGCCCCUGUAUUUCCGGGUCACUGUCCCAGUUUGUUCUCAACAACGCAGCUCAUUCAGCCCCAAUACUGUCAUAAGCGUUGAAGACCAAGUCUUUCAAUGUCUAACCAGCCAGUUGCGAGUAAAGAGGAGGAUGAGAUUGCCCCUCCUCAACGACCGCCCUCGCCGCCUCCACACACUACCUUCACCGCAAGAGGUGUUCAUCCCCCUACGUUCUCUGCGUUUCGACCGCGCGACGUACGGAUACAGUCACCCCAGUCUAUGAACCAUGUCGCUUGGAGCUGUGACGGAAAACGACUAGGCGCGGUCGGCAUAGACAAGGCCAUUCGUCUCUGGCACCCAGAGAAAAGCAUGGAGCUACGAGCAGCAUCCAUGUUCUCGGGUGGGUACCAGGACGAGGUAGACUACAUAGCAUGGAAUCCCACACACCCCGACCUCUUUUGCACUUCCGGGCAGAAAGAUCGCAAGAUUGUGUUCUUCGACACACGACAGAGUCGCUCUGUGCAGUCUCUGCAGUUGAAAAUCUCCCCGGCCCAGCUCAACUAUGCGCCUGAUGGCAAGACUGUACUGUUCACAACUUCGGGGAAGCAGCUGUACGGGCUCACAUACAGCAAACAAGGCGAAGAGACAAAAGAGCAAUGGCAUCUCUGGGACAAGGAUCCGAUACCCGCUUCCACCGUCACGUUCAACCACGCCGGAGAUGGACUCGUCCUGACGCAUCAGUCCGAGGCAACGAUUCGAAUUCUGGACUACCCCUCCUUGUCGAUCGUGCAUGCGACACCUGCGCAUGUUGGAGGAUGCGUCGCGGCUGCUUUGGAUCCACGAGGGAGAUACCUUGCUUCAGGAGGUCAUGAUUCUAUCGUGAAUCUCUUCGACCUGUCAGAGUGGAUCUGCACGCGCACGAUCACCGCCUGCGACAACGCUAUCAACUCGCUCAGCUUCUCACACGAUGGAGAGUUCCUCGCCAUCGCAAACGCGGGCUCGUACAUUGACAUCUGCGCUACAGAGACAGGCAUGCCAUUGCAUCGAGUGCCUGCCAUUGGGUCUUCGCCGACUGUGUCCUGGCAUCCGUCAAAAUACGUGAUUGCAUACUGCGGGCAGACGAAGAUCCGCGAGGGCGGCCCCGCGCCGUCUGCGUGGAUCAGUCUCUUCGGUCCUGGGAUGUAAAGGCUCUUCGCAUCACCAUGUAAGUAUACGCUGUAAUCAGUGUUACCGUUUCGCUCGACGAGGCUGGACUUCGUGAAGGCAUAUAAAACAGAUGUAUAACUCGUGCUUCAGCACGCUAAGGAGCGACGGGCGUCCAGACGCUCAACAAUCGCGAGACUAUUGUACAGUAGGGUUUCUAUGGACUUCGGCGAACACUGUACGCUUUGUCUACCUGGAACAACUUCUAUCGUCGAGAUUGAGAGCUCCGGCACAGCGGGAUAGAAAGCAAGCAGUAGCGAGUAUCGACAGCAAGAACAAGACGAGAGGGGAGAGAGCAUACGGG
This is a messenger RNA of Rhodofomes roseus, 1653 nucleotides long. RefSeq names its product WD40 repeat-like protein. NCBI's taxonomy places the organism in Eukaryota, Fungi, Basidiomycota, Agaricomycetes, Polyporales, Fomitopsidaceae. Gene Ontology annotation, biological process: mRNA export from nucleus. Gene Ontology annotation, cellular component: THO complex part of transcription export complex. Gene Ontology annotation, molecular function: protein binding. The record is from RefSeq and is a predicted model, not a curated record. The transcript has 9 exons. Bases 264 to 1331 code for a protein of 355 amino acids.